Nicotiana tabacum (common tobacco) is the source of this 1105-nucleotide messenger RNA. The record is from RefSeq and is a predicted model, not a curated record. Lineage: Eukaryota; Viridiplantae; Streptophyta; Magnoliopsida; Solanales; Solanaceae.
GAAGAAGAAGAGUUUAGAAGGUAAGAUAGGUGGUGAUGAGCCUUAUUACCUCUCAGAUGAAGCUGCUAGUUUUGAGACAGAUCCAGAUGAUGUUGAUGAUGAAGGUGAAGGGGAGGUUCAACAGAAAGUUAAAGCUAGAAGAAGAAAGAUUAAAAGAAGAGUAAUCUUUGACAAGACUUGCAAGAAAAUUGCAAGUGUGAGAGAUUUCAGAGAAGCUGUAACUAAAUAUGUUGUUCAACAAAAGGUUUCUAUAGAAAAGUAUGUAAAUGAACCUACAAAGGUGAGAGUUAAGUUCAAGAAGGCAUCUUGUUCUUGGCUUCUAGUUGCUAGUUAUGAUUCUAGGACUAAGGAUUUUGUAGUCAAGAACUACAAUCCAGUUCACAAAUGUGACCCUACUAACAGAAACAAGUUAUGUAAUUCAAAGUUCUUGGCUAAAAGGUUCAAUGAGAGGAUAAAAGAACAACCUAACAUUAGAAUAUUCAAGUUUCAAGAGUUGAUUAGAAAGAAAUUAGGAUUAUAUGUUGGGAGGACAGUUUGUAGGAGGGCAAAAAAUAUUAUGUUGAAUGAGAUAAUGGGUGAUCAUAAACUGGAGUAUGGCAGGAUUUUAGAUUAUAGGGAUUGGUUGCUUAGAUCUAAUCCAGGGAGUACAUAUAUAGUGAAACUUAGUGAAGAAACUUUUGAAGGCCAUGCAUUGGAUUGGAUGGAAGGGGUAUGUAGAGGCCAACUACUUGUAGCAGUUUGCAAAGAUGGAAAUAAUCAGAUGCUUCUACUUGCUUGGGCUGGGCUUGAGAAUGCUAUAGCAGACCUACUUCCAAAUUCUGAACAUAGAAUGUGUGCAAGGCACAUCCUAGCUAACUGGUCUAAGAAAUGGAGGGGCAUAAAGAGAAGAAACUGCUUUUGGAGGUGUGCAAGGUCUACCUAUGAGUGGGAGUUGAAGAAAAAUCUGGAUGACAUGAAGAAAUUGACGACUAAGAUAGUUGAUGCACUGUUGUAUUACAACAUUGAAAGAUGGAGUAAGGUGUAUUUCAACAUAUUCUACAAGUCUGAUAGUGUUGACAAUAAUAUGGCAGAAUGUUUCAAUGCUUGGAUUAUGGCAGCAAGGUAG